Molecule: messenger RNA, 1218 nt
Organism: Osmia bicornis bicornis
Lineage: Eukaryota; Metazoa; Arthropoda; Insecta; Hymenoptera; Megachilidae
Exons: 1
Coding region: 1-1218 (405 amino acids)
Molecular function (GO): zinc ion binding; nucleic acid binding
Source: RefSeq, a predicted model, not a curated record
AUGGAUACAUUAAUCCGCGAAAAUAAAGUGCAUGCACGCCUGAUCAACAAUGCACUGCUCAACUUUAAAAAAUUGGGGAAGGUGAAUCACACUCCUGCAGUGAUUCGCAGUCGGAUCAACCUGCUUAAGGAUUACUGGGCCAAAUUCCAAUCAACGCAAGUCCAGAUCGAGGUUGCAGCAACGGAGGAGGACACCAGGGCGAAUCCCUACUUCUCCAGCGACGUCUUCGGGGAUACGGAAGCAGCUUUCCUUGCCGCCCUCGACGCUAUGACGGCAGCCUUACCGACGGACUCCGAACCUGCAAGUAACCCAUGUAAUACGAGUACCGCUUCUUGUAAUCGCGAAUCUGCACUGUCGGCCAAGCUUCCUCGCGUCGAAUUACCUAAAUUCUCCGGGGACUAUACGGAAUGGGAAAAUUUUCGAGGCCUCUUUCAGUCUUUAGUUGGCUCUAACGACGCGUUACCGGAGGUGCAAAAGUUGCACUAUCUUAAAUUAAGCUUAAUUGGUGAAGCGUCUCUUCUAUUAAAAAACGUUGCCACUUCCGCGGCGAAUUACGAGGCAGCGUGGAAACUAUUGACCGACAGGUACGCUAACGAACGCGCGCUCAUAACCGCUCACCUGAAAAUGUUGUUCGACUCACCCCCGAUCGGAUCCGCAGUUCUAAGCGAUUUAAAAAGUUUACGCGAUAGAUCUCGCGCCGCAUUAACGGCCUUAAAAAACAUGGCUCGCCCGGUCGAAUACUGGGACGAUGUUCUUGUUUUUCACUUUGUCCGCAAGUUGGACAAGGAGUCCCAUCGGGAGUGGGAGUUACGCAUGGGUGAAGAGGAAUUGUUCCCAUCCCUCGCGGAUUGGGAGGCGUUCCUCAAUGUGCGAAUUCGAACUCUGGAAUCGUUGGCGUCAUCCCACGGAGAAGGAAACAGCGCCUAUAAAAAUAAAUCAGCGCCUAUUAAAAACGUGAAAGCGCAUUUAAACGCGUCGGAAACGAAAUGCGUCGCGUGCGGCGCCGAUCACGCUUUGUUUAAAUGUGACGUGUUCCGUGGGCAAUCCGUCGAACAACGAUUAUCACUCGCGCGCGAACAUCAUCGAUGUUUUAAUUGUUUACAAAAAGGACAUCUCCCGGCAGCCUGUCCUAGCAAACGCGCUUGUUCGAUAUGUAAAGGUAGACAUCAUUCUCUUUUGCAUUCUGAGCGAAAGGGUUCGAAGACGUCGUUCGUGUAA